AUGAAGAUCGCUGCCGCCUUUGUCUUGCUUGCCUCCACCGUUGCGGCCUUCGCGCCUGCUUCCAUCGUUUCUCGAUCCACUGCUCUUAGCAUGGCCGAUUACGAUCUUGAAUUCGGCAAGAGUAACGACUACGUUCCUCAGUCUUUCGCCGACGGUGGACAGGGACAAUUCGGUGCCGUCUCUCCCAACAACUGGCGAGUCCCAGGAACCUCCCCUGUUGGCCAAGCCUCAUAUCCAGGUGCUGCCGAUGGCGGCGAUGAGCCAUGGUUCGCCGAGGCCGUCUCCACAGUCUCUCUGGACUUGGCCAAGGCCGAGGAGACCCUCAAGGCAUUCACCAAGGAAGCCGCCACAUUCAAGAUUGAGGCAUUCGCCGAGGCAAACGGAAUCAAGGACUCCUCCGACGCACUUGACAAGUUGGUUGGAAGCAUGGGAUACGACUCCUUCCUUGAAGCUUCUCCAAAACAACUCGCAAAAGCUUGGGACAAGAUCACCGGAAAGAAGGAUGAUUAA
Seminavis robusta is the source of this 510-nucleotide messenger RNA. NCBI's taxonomy places the organism in Eukaryota, Bacillariophyta, Bacillariophyceae, Naviculales, Naviculaceae. The record is from the annotation of a GenBank genome assembly.